Messenger RNA from Anopheles maculipalpis, 1322 nucleotides. RefSeq names its product cyclin-dependent kinase-like 4. The record is from RefSeq and is a predicted model, not a curated record. Gene Ontology annotation, molecular function: cyclin-dependent protein serine/threonine kinase activity; ATP binding. NCBI's taxonomy places the organism in Eukaryota, Metazoa, Arthropoda, Insecta, Diptera, Culicidae. The transcript is spliced from 7 exons. Gene Ontology annotation, biological process: protein phosphorylation. Gene Ontology annotation, cellular component: nucleus. The coding region runs from base 81 to 1322 and encodes 413 amino acids.
GCCCGAUACUGGAAAUCAAACGUAACACGAAUACAACCCAUCCACAACCCGCAACCAACGGUACCAACGUGGCGGUCCGUAUGGACAAAUGGUUCGGGGAGAAACGGUUGUGGUUGUUUGGUAAUCAUUUACCGCUACUACCACGCAGCAAUCUACCCUUCCGAUGGACAUCCGGCGAGUCAAAAGCAGAAGGAGUUAUCAAAGCCAUACAGGAAAGCAUGUUCGUCCUGUCGACACUCUUUUCCAGAUCGCGCGGCAGCAGUAGAAUGGAUCGGUACGAAAAGCUCAGCCGGCUGGGCGAAGGUUCGUACGGGGUGGUGUACAAAUGUCGCGACCGGGAGACGGGUUCGCUCGUUGCGGUCAAACGCUUCGUCGAGUCGGAGGAUGAUCCGGCCAUACGCAAGAUAGCGCUACGCGAGAUACGCCUGCUGAAGAACCUGAAGCAUCCAAACCUGGUGUGCCUGCUGGAGGUGUUUCGGCGAAAGCGCCGACUGCAUUUGGUGUUUGAGUUUUGCGAGCACACGGUUCUGCACGAACUAGAGCGACAUCCGGAGGGUUGUCCCGAUAAUCUAACAAAGCAGAUUACGUACCAAACGAUACAGGGCGUCGCCUACUGUCACAAACAGGGCUGUCUUCAUCGGGACAUCAAGCCGGAAAAUAUUCUGCUCACCGCUCAGGGACAGGUGAAGCUGUGUGAUUUUGGUUUCGCACGAAUGCUUAGUCCCGGUGAAAAUUAUACAGACUAUGUAGCAACCCGAUGGUACAGAGCACCGGAACUGCUGGUCGGAGACACACAGUACGGUACACCGGUGGAUGUGUGGGCUAUCGGGUGUGUGUUUGCGGAGCUGGUACGCGGUGAUGCCCUCUGGCCUGGGCGCAGUGAUGUCGAUCAGCUCUAUCUGAUUCGACGCACCCUUGGCGAUCUUCUACCUCGGCAUCUGGCCAUUUUCAAUCAAAAUGAAUUCUUUAAGGGUAUAACGCUUCCAGUGCCACCGACACUGGAAACACUCGAAGCCAAGAUGCCAUCACGUACCUUAGCAAAUCCGUUGAUGAUGGAUUUUCUGAAGAAAUGUUUGGACAAAGAUCCAGCCAAACGCUGGUCCUGCGAGCGAUUGGCGACGCAUCAGUACUUCGAGGACUACAUCACCAAACAGAAGGAGAUCGAGCAGACGAUUACGCUCGAACAGAAGCAGACGGGCAACCGGGAGCUCAAGCCGAAAACUUCAAACACUUCGCUCCCGCAGCUACCUGGCACCCAGGAGUCACGUGUACCGCAGAAGAAUCUUUUCCUACGGUCCGACCACCAUUUGCCAACCAUAUAA